GUGUUUGAGGCAGUAAAGUUGUGUGUUAAGGCAGGAGAAAUGUUGUCUUCAUUCUCCCCUCAGCCAGAGAAUCUGCUCUUGGCCAGUAAGUGCAAGAACGCCGCUGUGAAGCUGGCCGACUUUGGACUGGCCAUUGAGGUGCAGGGAGACCAGCAGGCAUGGUUUGGAUUUGCAGGGACACCAGGUUACCUGUCCCCUGAGGUGCUGAGGAAGGAAGCAUAUGGCAAACCGGUGGACAUCUGGGCCUGCGGUGUGAUUCUGUACAUUCUGCUGGUUGGAUAUCCACCUUUCUGGGAUGAGGAUCAGCACAAACUUUACCAACAGAUCAAAGCGGGAGCUUAUGAUUUUCCAUCUCCAGAAUGGGACACAGUUACUCCUGAAGCCAAAAAUCUCAUCAAUCAAAUGCUAACCAUAAACCCUGCCAAGAGGAUCACUGCACAGGAAGCUCUCAAACACCCAUGGGUCUGCCAAC
This is a messenger RNA of Sinocyclocheilus grahami, 472 nucleotides long. Its product is annotated as calcium/calmodulin-dependent protein kinase type II subunit beta-like. NCBI's taxonomy places the organism in Eukaryota, Metazoa, Chordata, Actinopteri, Cypriniformes, Cyprinidae. The record is from RefSeq and is a predicted model, not a curated record. The annotation marks the transcript as partial. Gene Ontology annotation, biological process: protein phosphorylation. The transcript is spliced from 5 exons. Gene Ontology annotation, molecular function: protein kinase activity; ATP binding.